This is a messenger RNA of Nerophis lumbriciformis (worm pipefish), 1068 nucleotides long. NCBI's taxonomy places the organism in Eukaryota, Metazoa, Chordata, Actinopteri, Syngnathiformes, Syngnathidae. The record is from RefSeq and is a predicted model, not a curated record.
AUGCGCUCCAGGCUCCCACGGACCGCCUGCCUACUGCGCCUCGUUGCACUUUGCAUCCUCCUGUCGCACAGCGCAGCUUACUUUGGGCUGACAGGGCGGGAGCCCCUGGUCUUCCUGCCGGGCCCCUUCUCCAGCGAGCCGGCAACGGGCAAGGCCCACCUGAAGCAGUGCGAGCAGAUGGCGCUCUCCCGGCGGCAGAAGAGGCUGUGCCGACGCGAGCCCGGCCUGGCCGAGACGCUGCGCGAGUCAGUGCGCCUCAGCCUGCUCGAGUGUCGCUACCAGUUUCGCAACGAGCGCUGGAACUGCAGCCUCGAUGGCCGGGGGAGCCUUCUGAAGAGAGCCUUCAAAGAGACUGCUUUUCUCCUGGCCGUGUCGUCGGCGGCGCUGACCCACGCCCUCGCCAAGGCGUGCAGCUCGGGCCGCAUGGAGCGCUGCACCUGUGACGACUCACCCGGCAUUCAGCACCGGGAGGCGUGGCAGUGGGGGGUAUGUGGCGACAACCUCAAGUACAGCACCAAGUUUCUCAAGAGGUUCCUGAGCCAGAAAAGAGUCAGCAAGGACCUGAGAGCUCAAGUGGAUGCCCACAAUGUCAAUGUGGGAAUUCGGGCGGUAAAGAGCGGCCUGAAGACCACCUGCAAGUGUCACGGGGUUUCCGGCUCUUGCGCCGUACGGACUUGCUGGAAGCAGCUGUCUCCGUUCCACGACACGGGCCGGCUGCUCAAGUACCGCUACGACACAGCCACGCGGGUCCUGAGCGUCACAAAUGCAGCCGCCGGCGAAAGCGAGUCGGCGGGACCGCGUCGCCACGGCCAAAGCCUUCGUAGUGCCAACCUGGUCUACCUGGAGGAGUCGCCCAGCUUUUGCCGGGCCUCACGCUACUCAGCGGGCACCGGCGGACGCUCGUGCGCUAAGGACACCGGCUGCCAGAACUUGUGCUGCGGACGCGGCUACAACACGGCCGUGCGCCUCACCAGCCUUUCCUGCCACUGCCAAGUGCGCUGGUGUUGCCACGUGGAGUGCCAGACGUGCGUCCGUGAGGAGGAGGUGUACACGUGCAAGAGUACGUAG